Messenger RNA from Lachnellula hyalina, 765 nucleotides. It is a transcript of the gene RPL2, whose product is annotated as 60S ribosomal protein. Gene Ontology annotation, biological process: cytoplasmic translation. Bases 1 to 765 code for a protein of 254 amino acids. NCBI's taxonomy places the organism in Eukaryota, Fungi, Ascomycota, Leotiomycetes, Helotiales, Lachnaceae. Gene Ontology annotation, molecular function: structural constituent of ribosome; RNA binding. Gene Ontology annotation, cellular component: cytosolic large ribosomal subunit; ribosome. The record is from RefSeq and is a predicted model, not a curated record. The transcript is spliced from 5 exons.
AUGGGGCGAGUUAUCCGCAAUCAGAGAAAGGGCCGUGGCUCUAUCUUUACUGCCAACACCCGGUUGAACAAGAACCCCGCGAAAUUCAGAAACCUCGAUUAUGCGGAAAAGCAUGGAUAUGUUCGUGGUGUCGUGAAGGAGAUCAUUCAUGACCCAGGACGAGGAGCCCCUCUCGCGAAGGUUGUCUUCAGAGACCCAUACAGAUUCAAGCUUCAUACCGAGACAUUCAUCGCCAACGAGGGCAUGUACACUGGUCAAUUCAUCUACGCUGGCAAGAACGCAAACCUCACCGUCGGAAACGUCCUACCCCUCGGCUCUGUCCCAGAAGGAACCGUCGUCUCGAACGUGGAGGAGAAGGUUGGUGAUCGUGGAACUCUUGGACGCACAUCUGGCAACUACGUGACCGUCAUUGGCCACAACCCUGAUGAGGGCAAGACCCGUGUCAAGCUCCCAUCCGGCGCAAAGAAGGUCAUCAAGAGCAGCGCGCGUGGUAUGAUUGGUAUCGUCGCUGGUGGAGGAAGAACCGACAAACCUCUGUUGAAGGCGUCCCGUGCGAAGCACAAGUUCGCUGUUAAGCGUAACUCGUGGCCCAAGACUCGUGGUGUAGCAAUGAAUCCCGUGGACCAUCCCCACGGUGGUGGUAAUCACCAGCAUAUCGGAAAGGCCUCUACAAUUUCGAGAUUCGCUGCGCAAGGUCAAAAGGCUGGUCUCAUCGCUGCUCGCAGAACUGGUCUGUUACGUGGUACCCAAAAGACCAAGGACUAG